UUUUCCCGGGCGGGGUUUUUUCUUUUACCUCUUUGCCCUUCUCUCUGGCUCACUUCUUUUUAUCAGGUUGAAGAUGACGGACCUCGUGUUGCUGAAACACAUGAUGGGUGGUGGAUAGAAUGAGUCUACUGCGACAAAUCUUCAACCAAUUUGAAAAUUUUUGGUGACCCAAAUGAUUGAACUCAGUUGGGGUUGACUAAUUUUGACUGCUUGAUGGAUCAAACGGCUCCUAAGGUUGCAAGAAAUCUGGGAAGUUCGGAAUCGUGGUAACUGAAACGAACUUGAUUGACUGCGUUGAAGUGUGGUGAUCCAAAAUUUUUGAGUUUCUAGCUGUUGGUCUGUUCUUAGCCAACACUAUUGAAUGCACCAUGGGUGUUUCAGGAAAAUGGUUCAAAGCAUUAGUCGGUUCGAAGAAAUCGGAAAAAUCUCAGUCAUCAGAACAUGACGAAAAUGCGAGGACAAUUACGAACAAGUUUUGGCAUCGGAGAAAGCAUUCUGUUGAUAUCGAUGCUGAUAAACUUCAGCAGGAGUUCAAUUCAAACUUUACCUCAUUUGUUGAAGAGUCCAAUGCCCUUUCGGAUCCAGAAGCCGCUUCUAUUCCUUCUGGUUCACUUCAAACAUGUGAUGCAUUGCGUAGUCGACAGAAUGAUAUAGAAGAACAGGCGGCUAUACGUAUCCAAACAAUGUUUCGAUCGUUUCUGGCUAGAAGAGCUCUCCGAGCUCUGAAGGGAUUGGUUAGACUUCAAGCUCUUGUUAGGGGUCAUGCUGUCAGAAAACAAGCUGCAAUAACUCUUCGCUGUAUGCAAGCUUUAGUGAGAGUCCAGGCUCGUGUUCGAGCAAGGCGUGUACGUAUUGCAUUGGAAAGUGAAACUGCACAGCAGAAAAUUCAACAACAACUUGAAAACCAAGCCCGUGUUCGUGAAAUUGAAGAAGGUUGGUGCGACAGUGUUGGAUCGGUUGAAGAGAUUCAAGUAAAAUUAUUAAAAAGGCAGGAGGCUGCAGCUAAGCGUGAGAGAGCUAUGGCAUAUGCUCUGGCUCAUCAGUGGCAAGCAGGAUCGAGACAGCGGGCUGCCCUCUCCGAGUUCGAACCUGAUAAAAGCAGCUGGGGUUGGAACUGGUUGGAAAGAUGGAUGGCUGUUCGUCCAUGGGAAAACCGCUUUCUCGAUAUUAAUCUCAGAGACGGAGUGAUGAUUCGCGAGAACGGAUCAGCUGAGGGAAAAAGUAACACGAAAUCCUAUUCAAAAACGACCAGCAAGAAACCAAACUUAGUGACUGAUCAAUCAAACCUCUCAAGCCAAAAAACCGCUGCCUCACACUCUGAUGGAUAUGGUUCAUCAUCUCCCACUCAAUCACCUGGCAUUGUAGAGGUAUCCAGUGCACAGAUUCAAAAGCCCAAGUAUAAAGUUCGACCUGAGAGGCCAUUCGACGAAGUCAAGCCUAAAGUAGAUACCGGUUUGAGAUCCCAUAGCAAUCCGAAAGAGAGAUCCACGCCAUUGGUAAAAAACGCUAAGAAGCGAUUAUCCAUGCCUAACAAUGUUGCAGACCCCGGUAGUCAAAAUCAAGGGGCGAGAAAUUCCAAUAGAACUGCUGCUGGCAAAGUGACCGACAAACCCAAGCCGAUCGCAAGAGGCGACUCGAAAUCUGCAAAUCCCGGAUCACAAAACUGAUAUGUGAACUAAACACAUUCCAAACGGUGAGUAUAGUCUUUGAGGAGGUGCUGCAGGAUCAUGUGUAAAUAGGGCAAUGCCAUGUUGUGGUCGGGUCGGGUCGGUCACGCGCAAACUUGUGUUCCUUUGAAUUUCUGAGUUUAAUUCUUAGUGAGGUCUGUGGGAAUAAGGUUGGUAUGUUUGGAUGAGUCUGUAAUUAUGAUCUCUAUUUAUGGUCUUCAAACCAUGUGGCUCUUUGGCACUUCUUCAUUCCCUUACUCCCUUCUAUUUUUGUUGUGAACUUAUGGCUGAAAGCCACUCUUGAUGUAGAAAACAAAUACUAUAUUGGCUUUUUUUA
This is a messenger RNA of Cucurbita moschata (crookneck pumpkin), 2004 nucleotides long. RefSeq names its product protein IQ-DOMAIN 1-like. The transcript has 8 exons. The record is from RefSeq and is a predicted model, not a curated record. NCBI's taxonomy places the organism in Eukaryota, Viridiplantae, Streptophyta, Magnoliopsida, Cucurbitales, Cucurbitaceae. Bases 369 to 1667 code for a protein of 432 amino acids. Gene Ontology annotation, molecular function: protein binding.